UCAAAUCUUCUUGUAGGAUGUGAUGGAUGAGUUAGCUGAUAUUCGUGAGAAGAAACGUAAAGCUACGUUAGAACAAAGACGAUCCUUUUUCGUUCGUAUGGUGUCUGAUCCUGCUAUACAACCUGGGUUUACUAAAACACCAAAUAGAACCGGAGCAAAACUUGAUACUCAAGCAACGAUUGGUGGUAUUGGAACUAACUCCCAAACUGGAACACGUUCAUGGAUAUCUUGGCCACUGGCAUAUUUGAAGCACGCAAGAGAUGGUACUGAUACAAGCGAGUUAUCCUUAAGAUUCCGACAUUUGGAUACAAUGGUAAGAUUGAAAGCAAGUGGUGCUGGAAGUAGACGCGGUAGCAGCAAUGGAUGUAGUCCAGAACCAUCGCCUACAGCUUCACCAUCUCGUGGAAGAUCACCUAAUGGCAGAACGUAA
This is a messenger RNA of Polistes dominula (European paper wasp), 430 nucleotides long. RefSeq names its product aromatic-L-amino-acid decarboxylase. Gene Ontology annotation, biological process: amino acid metabolic process; carboxylic acid metabolic process. Gene Ontology annotation, molecular function: pyridoxal phosphate binding; carboxy-lyase activity. NCBI's taxonomy places the organism in Eukaryota, Metazoa, Arthropoda, Insecta, Hymenoptera, Vespidae. The record is from RefSeq and is a predicted model, not a curated record. Gene Ontology annotation, cellular component: cytoplasm.